This is a messenger RNA of Ascochyta rabiei, 174 nucleotides long. RefSeq lists its product as uncharacterized. The record is from RefSeq and is a predicted model, not a curated record. The coding region runs from base 1 to 174 and encodes 57 amino acids. NCBI's taxonomy places the organism in Eukaryota, Fungi, Ascomycota, Dothideomycetes, Pleosporales, Didymellaceae. The transcript has a single exon.
AUGCGGCUGGUGACGAAGGCGCAUCCGAAGCUGUGGUUUGGUGUGCGAAAAGCCCUCUCUUUUCUUAGUAACCGACUUGCAGGUAACAGCGGCCAUCGAACCUCGGUUCUGAACUGUGGGGACUUUGAAUCUUAUCCAGUCUACAAGAUGGUCAAUGGCCCGGCUACCGACUGA